This is a messenger RNA of Effrenium voratum, 647 nucleotides long. The record is from the annotation of a GenBank genome assembly. NCBI's taxonomy places the organism in Eukaryota, Dinophyceae, Suessiales, Symbiodiniaceae.
AGAUGAAGCAAAACACAGCGGCUGACUUUGUUCACACUUGCAGCCGGCAUGGGCGCAGAGAUGUGGCCCGAGCUUGAGGGCCGCCCGCCAUGAUGCUUUGUGGAUGCUGUCAGUCGCAACAGGGGCAGGCAGAUGACCCGGUCGUCACGACCCGAUUGGAGCCAGACCCGGUCCUUCAGAUCCCUGUGCUCACGGUGACGCCGCCGGACGAGCCCAGUGGCACUUCCCUGGCAGCAAAAGCUGUCGACGCAGCCGCUCCCAGUCACGGCAUCACGUUCUCUUUCGAGCUCCCAGACAAGUCUGUGAGGGACAUUGUGUUCGUGGAGAGGCCAUUGGGCAUGGACUUUACCAGUACGAUGCCCAUGUUUGUGACUGCAGUGAAGCCGCAGUCCCAUGCAGAUGUGGCCGGGGUGAAGCCCAGGUGGAUCAUCACUCACGUGCAAGGCGCACGCCUGCCGGCAGAUUUGACCGCUGCCAUGGGGGAGAUUCUGAGAGCCGUGAAGAGCCUUCCGGUGCCGAAGGCGUAGAUCGGCGCGCUUUUCCGGGCUCCAAAGUGGCCCGCCACUCUGACCGUUGUGGCCUUUGACAAAGGCAUUGGUCACAGGGUAAGCAUCCCUAAGGGUUCGGUGUCACCAGACUUGAAUUUG